ACACCGGAGCUGUUCGUGCGCUCGGAGUUGCAUCAGCCGCCCAAAGGAGUCCUCCUUCACGGGCCGCCCGGUUGUGGCAAAACGAUGAUCGCGAAGGCGACGGCCAAGGAGGCGGGCGCUCGGUUCAUAAACCUGGAGGUGCCGGCGCUCACCGACAAGUGGUACGGAGAGUCGCAGAAGUUGGCCGCAGCGGUGUUCACACUGGCGCUGAAGCUGCAGCCGUGCAUUAUCUUCAUCGACGAGAUCGACUCGUUCUUGAGGUCGCGCGACACCCACGACCACGAGGCCACUGCUAUGAUGAAGGCCCAGUUCAUGAUCCUCUGGGACGGACUCAUAUCCGCCAAACACUGUCAGGUGAUAGUUAUGGGCGCCACCAAUAGGCCGCAAGACGUGGACAAAGCAAUACUGCGCCGAAUGCCGGCUAUGUUUCAGAUCCAUCUGCCGAGUAAAGCCAAACGAAGAGCGAUCAUCGAUCUGGUCCUCGAACGCGAAGAACUCAACGCUAACGUCGAUUUGGACACCGUUUCCGACAUCACCGACGGCUUCUCCGGAAGUGAUCUCAAGGAGUUGUGCAGAACUGCUGCCAUGUUUAGAGUCAAGGAGUUCUCCACUCAUUUGCUGAGCGCUUUGCCGGCAGACAUGACGUGUGAGGACAGGGACCUCAUGUCACCCGACCUCAUAGCCAGUCUUCGAUGCAUUAAUAUGAAUGACUUCCUGUCGGCCGUUCAGAAGAUGAAGGAAAGCAAAGUAAUGAUGGUUUCCGGCCAUUCGGUCAUUGGUCUCGACUAG
Oppiella nova is the source of this 789-nucleotide messenger RNA. Lineage: Eukaryota; Metazoa; Arthropoda; Arachnida; Sarcoptiformes; Oppiidae. The record is from the annotation of a GenBank genome assembly.